Messenger RNA from Cornus florida, 4887 nucleotides. RefSeq names its product NAP1-related protein 2. The coding region runs from base 3799 to 4458 and encodes 219 amino acids. Gene Ontology annotation, cellular component: chromatin; nucleus. Gene Ontology annotation, biological process: nucleosome assembly. Lineage: Eukaryota; Viridiplantae; Streptophyta; Magnoliopsida; Cornales; Cornaceae. Gene Ontology annotation, molecular function: histone binding; chromatin binding. The record is from RefSeq and is a predicted model, not a curated record. The transcript is spliced from 10 exons.
ACUAAGAAAAUGAGUGGUGAAGAUCAAAGAUGGUUAAUGCUUCCCUACAUAAACGAGUAGUCUGAUAGUCGGUCAAAUACGUUUGCUAUGAAUUUACUCCGUUUUUUCUCCUACUUUAACUGGUGAAGUAUGUCCAUAGACUACUGAAAAUCCUCCUCUCUUGAAAUUUGAUUAGGUCCAAGCAAAAACCCAUUUUGAUCUAUAAUAUUGUACUGCUCAAUCUUUCACAAACCUACCCAUCUUUCACAAAUUUUGAUUAAUCUCUUUCUUCGUUUAGGUUAUUGUUAAUUGGUUUCACAAACAAUCCAUGGAGAUUGAGGGGAUCUCAAAAAAAAAAAAAAAAAAAAAAAAAAAAAAAAAAAAAAAAAAAAAACCACCUAGCAGGGAAGCAAUUCACAGAUGAGAGUCAAAUCGUAGAUGGAGGAUCUCACGGAGUUGUUACGAUCUGGACGUUUUGCUCGAUUAUUCUCAAGCAUAAUUUCAAGUCACCACCACUCCUCCUAGUAAGUGCUGUUAAUCUUGAUAAGGAUCUGAUGUCCAAAGCAGGGGAAAUGACCAAACGAUUGCAAGAUAAUGAAACCCUAAAGAUUAGCCUAGGGUUUAUGGCAAUCUCAAAUCUCAAAUAUUACAACUUCUUUGGUGCACAAAUCCCAAGUUUAUGGCAGAGAGAAUGACAAAGAGGCCAUACUUAAGUUGUUGAGGGUAGAGCUAGUGUUGACAAAGUUUCUCAUCUGAACCAAUGCUUUAAUUAUUGUGCAAUUUUUCCUAAGGGCCAAGAGUUUGACAAAAAUGAUCUAGUUUUGCUGCGGAUGGCGGUAGGUCUUUUGCAGUUAUCAACUGAAAAGAAUGGAAUGGAAGAUUUUGCUAUGAAUGUUUUGAUGAUCUAUUAUCAAAAUUAUUUUUUCAAUAAUCAGGUGAUUUGUUUGUGAUGCAUGAUGUUCUAAAUGAUCUAGUUCUACAUGUGGCUAGCGAUUUAUGCUUUAGGCUGGAUAAGUUGGAAGGUGAUAAGCAAUUUGAAAUUCUUGAACAAGCUUAGCACGUGUCCUUUAUUCGUUAAGAUUAUGAAGUCCUUCAAAAGUUAAUGCGUUUUUAUAAAGUGCACUGCCUACUUUUCUACCAUUGUUGGGCCCUCAAAGGGCUACUUAGAGAACAAGGUUUUGCUAGAUUUAUUUCCAAAGUUACAAUGUAUAAGGGUGCUGGCUUUGUCUAGUUAUGCGAUAACUAAGCUACUGGACUCUAUUGGUGAUUUGAAACAUCUAAAGUAUCGUAAUUUGUCUGGCAAUUGAAUCAAAGGGUUACCUAAAUCAGUGACUGCUCUCUACAAUUUACAAACACUGUUGUUGUGCAAUUGCCAACAACUUUGUGGGUUGCCCUUAAAUAUUGGAAAUUUAAUUAACAUACGCCAUCUUGACAUUACUCGUAUUGUGCAAUUAAGAGAGAGGUGCUCCGGGAUUGGUAGAUUGACGAAUUUCCAAGAACUGGCAGAGUUCGUUUUGGGCAAAACUAAUGGGCCAUGAUUAAAAGAGUUGAGGAAUCUGAGGCAUUUACGGGGAAGGAUUUCUAUUAUAGAGUUGCAAAACGUAUCGGAUGUUCAAGAGGCAAAUGAGGUGAAUUUAAGGGCUAAGCAGGACCUUGAAGAAUUAGAGUUGGCAUGGUAUAGUGAGUUCAACGAUUUUCAAAAUGAAAGCCUUGAAAUGAAUGUACUUCACAUGCUACAACGUCACGGAGUCUUGGAAAGGCUUACAAUUAAAUUUUAUGGGGACACAAAUUCACAAGAUGGAUUGGCGAUCCAUCAUUUUCUAAAAUGGUGAACUUGACUCUUGUAGACUGUAGAAAAUGCAGAUGUUUACCAGCAUUGGGGCAACUACCCAUGCUCAAAGAGCUACACAUUCAAGCCAUGGAUGAAGUACAAAAUUUGGGGGUUGAGUUCUAUGGGGAUCGUUUAUCUUUAGGACUUCCUUUUCCAUCACUGGAGACUCUAAUAUUUGAGAACAUGCUGGCAUGGGAAGAAUGGUCUUGUUCUUUGGGCGUUGAAGAAGCUGGAAGACAAUUUCCUUGCCUUUGUGAGCUCACUAUAAAUGGUUGUCCCAAGUUGAUUAGAGUUUCACGUUUGAGGCUGCCCUCUCUUCAAACAUUACAUUUGAGUAAGUGUCCGGAGGUGGUGCUAAAAAGUAUUGUCGAUGUGACCUCACUAACUAUCUUGGACGUUGAGAAUAUUAUAGGGCUAUCUCAGCUGGAUGAAGCAUUGGUGCAGUCCUUGGUGGGUUUAGUGAAUGCAGCAAACUUGUGGCUUUGUGGCAAGGGCUGCAUUGCAUUAAUCUUCAAGAGAUGCUUAUAACACACUGUGUGAAUCUGGAGACGUUGCCAGAUGAGUUGAAUAAGCUCAAAUCUCUCACAUCUUUGAAGAUUGGUGGGUGCUCAAAACUUGUGCAGUUUACAUACACAGGUAUGCUGCCCGCGCUUGGACAGCUUUGGAUACAGGACUGCAAUGCAUUGAAGUCCCUGCCUGACGGCAUCUCUGGUCUUGAAGAGUUAAACAUCGAUAAUUGGCCAAAGGGUGGACUACUUGGAUUUGGGGGGUGCGUAAAUAAUAAUAAUAAUUUUGCCAGUCUCCUUGUCCUGAGAAUAGAUAAUUGCGAUGGUCUGAAGUUCUUGUCCCUCCCAGAAAGAGGCUUACCCAACCUCAGAAUACUGGAAGUCCGUAAUUGCGUUGUUGUGGAGUGCUUGUCCUUCCCAGAAAGAGGCUUACCCAGCCUCACAUCACUUCGUAUCUGCUAUUGUGCGCAUCUCCGAUCCUUUCCUACAUCCAAAUCUCCGAUUCUUCAAAGCCUCGAAUCCCUUCAAAUAGAAGAAUGUCAAAGUCUGGAGUCCUUCCCGGAAAGAGUAGGCUGCUUGUCCACCCUCAACCUCAGAUCGCUUCAAAUCAGCUACUGCACAAAUCUGAGGUGGUUGUCAUUUUUUUUAUAUCAGAUUCUUCAAAGCCUCGAAUCCAUUUCAAUGUGAUUGUCCAUGUCUUGAGUUCUUCCCAGAAAGAGGAGGCUGCUUGUCCACCCCCAAUCUCAGAUGGCUUGAUAUCAGAACCUGCUCAAAACUGAGGUCAUUGCCAGUUUUUGAUCAGAUUCUUCAAAGUCUUGAAGACGUAAGUAUAUUUCGUUGUCCAAGUGUGGAGUCCUUCCCAUAAAGAGGAUGCUGCUUGUCCUUCCCAGAAAGAGGCUUACCCAACCUCAGAUCACUUAAUAUCUCCUAUUGCGAGAAUCUCUGAUUCUUGGCUACGCCAACCAGAUGCUUCAAAGCCUCGAAUCCCUCAGUAUCUGGCAUUGUCCACGUCUUGAAUCCAUCCCGGACUUCUUGUCCACCCCUAACCUCAGAUGGCUUUAUAUCUGGGACUGCUCAAAUCUGAGGCGGUUGUCAUUUUUUGAUGAUCAUAUUCUUCAAAGCCUCAAAUUCAUUGUAAUACAUAAUUGUCCAUGUCUUGAGUCCUUAUUUGUCUUUCUAUCUUUUAUUGCGGGAAACUGAAGCCCUUGUCAGAGUGGGUCUGCACAAACUCACCUCCCUUUGAGAAUUCCAUAUUGAAGGUGGAUAUUCAGAGCUGGUCUCCUUCAAGUACUGUCUACUUCCUGCAACUCUAACCUCAUUAUCCAUCAAAGAUCUGCCGAAUCUGGAAUCCAUAUCAUCUGAGGGCGGUGGCCUCCAAAAUCUCAGCUCUCUUCAGGAUCUAUAUUUCGGUAACUGCCCUAAGCUUGGAUCAUUACCAAGUGAAGACCUACCUUCCAUGCUUCACGGCUUUAUAAUCUUCAAAUGUCCACUUUCUUGAAAAACAGUGCUUGCAGGACAGAGGUGACUACUGGCCCAAAAUUGCCCACAUCCCCUAUGUCGCAACAGAACCAGAACCCACUCCGUCCUUUCCGUGAGUUUCUGAGUCAUCCUUCUCUUGGUGACCUUUUGAUUGAAGAAGACCAAAAUAUUUUCAAGCAUCUAAGUUCAAUCGAAGUGGAGGAUUUUAAGGAUGUGAAAUCGGGUUACUCAAUAACAUUUAACUUCAACCCCAAUCCUUUCUUUGAAGAGACAAAGCUCACAAAGACCUUUACCUUCCUUGAUGAAGGAACAACGAAAAUUGCUGCUACAUCAAUUAAGUGGAAACAGGGCAUGGGUGUUGCUAAUGGAGUUGCCAAUGACAAGAAAGGGACCAAGCGGCCUCAUGCUGAAGAAAGCUUCUUUAGCUGGUUCAGUGAAACCCAGCAGAAAGAUGAUUUGGAUGAGAUCCAUGAUGAGGUUGCUGAGAUAAUCAAGGAGGAUUUAUGGCCUAACCCUCUCACUUAUUUCAACAAUGAAGCUGAUGAAGAGGAAUUUGAAGGGGAUGAAGGUGAUGAAGAGGAAAAGGGAAGUGAUGGAUCCGAUGACGAUGAUGAUGAGCAAGAUGAGGAUGACGAUGACGGUGAUGAGGGCGAAGGCAAUUAGAAGCUUCUCAUCUGGCUGGGUGUUUUGCUUUAUUUGGGUUUUGCUGUUUUGGUAAUGGCUUCUGUAAAGUGGUCUUGAAAGGUUAUCAGAGAACUGGGGUAGCAGCUGCCAUGGUGGCUCUUUACUUACUGUCACAGUAGUUAUCUUCUAUCUUAUAGGCAACCAGUUACUUCCAUGAUCAAUCAGGGGGUUGCCUUGUCCUGGUCUUUUAUAAUCAAGGCGCCUAUCUUCUCAUUUUCUUGAUAGAAUUAUCUGUUAUGUCGGUAACCUCCUCGCUAUGUGGGAUGCUAGAUGAUAUGCUCAUACUAAAUUUUUUAUUUUACUUUAUGUUACGAACUCUUAUCAUUUAGGAAUCAGUUGUUUUGGAAUGUAGAGAUGUUUGAUCCUAUGUUUGCAGUCUUAAUGCACAAAAAUAUGGAUUCCUUAUAA